This is a messenger RNA of Penicillium crustosum, 252 nucleotides long. RefSeq lists its product as uncharacterized. NCBI's taxonomy places the organism in Eukaryota, Fungi, Ascomycota, Eurotiomycetes, Eurotiales, Aspergillaceae. The record is from RefSeq and is a predicted model, not a curated record. The transcript has 2 exons. The annotation marks the transcript as partial.
GGUGACGAGAAAUGCGUUGUAAUAACCUCAACAACCCAAGACGAAUUGAAUAACCCUGCAACAGAACCAGAGAUAUCGAAAAAUAUUCGACGGGAAAAAAAACAAGAGCAGGGAAACGUCGCGCAAGACGGUCCGAUAAUCCCCAAAUUCGCAAAGAUUUUUUUUGAAAAGGCAGGCGAUCGAAACCUCCACCCUCGUAGCUCAGGAACCCACGUUCAAUUCCCUCCCCGUCUUCCUGCACCCAGUGAUUGA